Messenger RNA from Aspergillus caelatus, 732 nucleotides. Its product is annotated as SDR family NAD(P)-dependent oxidoreductase. Lineage: Eukaryota; Fungi; Ascomycota; Eurotiomycetes; Eurotiales; Aspergillaceae. The record is from RefSeq and is a predicted model, not a curated record. Gene Ontology annotation, molecular function: oxidoreductase activity, acting on the CH-OH group of donors, NAD or NADP as acceptor. The coding region runs from base 1 to 732 and encodes 243 amino acids. The transcript has 4 exons.
AUGGCUUCUCAUGAAGGAAAAGUGAUCGCGGUCACCGGCGCAGCAAGUGGUAUGGGACUUGCCACUGCUCAGCUACUCGCAUCCCGAGGUGCCUCCAUCUCGCUCGCGGAUCUGAACGAGGACGCAUUAAAAAUAGCCAUCAAUUCAUUGCCAGGUGGCCAUCAGAAGCACAUUGCUACCAGGGUUGAUGUCCGAGAUGAGCUUUCUGUUGCGGCAUGGAUCGAAAAGACAAUAUAUCGAUUUGGCAAGAUUGAUGGUGCCGUGAAUAUGGCCGGAGUAUUAGGGCCUCAAGCCCCAGUCACUGGUACAAGUGUGAAGCAAUUGGAGUUUGUUCUCUCAGUAAAUGUCACUGGAGUUUUUAAUUGCCUCCGUGCCCAGCUGAGCGUCAUGAAAGGCGGCAGCAUUGUGUCAGCCGCUAGUACCUUUGGUCAAAUAACUAUGCCCAAUGCCUCUGCAUACUGUGCCAGCAAAGCCGCGGUGAUCGCCAUAUCAAAGGCAGCUGCAAAGGAAAACAGAAAUGUCCGAAUCAAUUGUGUUUCGCCAGGCACUGUUCUCACCCCAAUGUCUGCAGACCAUGACCCUAAACGUGUGGAGUCUGGUGUCAUGGCAAACGCACAGAGGAGACUUGGGUCUGCCGAAGAAGUUGCGAAGGUGAUCGCUUUUCUAGUUAGCGAAGAGUCCAGCUUUGUUACUGGAGCUGUCUAUAACGUUGACGGUGGUUGGAUAUACUAA